This is a messenger RNA of Dendroctonus ponderosae (mountain pine beetle), 2843 nucleotides long. RefSeq lists its product as uncharacterized. The record is from RefSeq and is a predicted model, not a curated record. Lineage: Eukaryota; Metazoa; Arthropoda; Insecta; Coleoptera; Curculionidae.
UGGUGACGGCAGUCCAGUGCCCUCCUCCAGAAAAUCCUCGGCAUGGUAAGGCCGUCUACACCUCCUGCUCAUACAACUCAGUGGUGCGCUAUGAGUGCAAGUACGGCUUCAUCCUGCUGGGCGAAAGCACCCGAAGAUGCGGCGCCGACAGAAAAUGGAAUGGCUUACAACCGGUGUGCAAAGAGAUCAACUGCGGCCAUCCGGGACGACUGUGGAACGGGUGGCUGGAGAACAUUGAGGCAGGAACCGGCCUGGGGGCCUCCAUCAUCUUCCGGUGCCAGGAGGGGAUGCUGUUGGAGGGCAACGCCUCCACAGUGUGUCAAAGCGAUGAGACCUGGAGAUACCCUCUCCCCAGAUGCCUAGCCCCCUGUGUGAUUCCCCACGUGAGUAGAGGGCGGGUGAUUCUCCUCUCGAAAAAUUACACCGCCAACACCUCCACAGUGGUGGCCCAUGGGGAAAAAUUGGCAGUCGAUUGCGACCCCAGCUAUGAGUUUCUCUCAACUCACAUGAACGUUACCUGCAACAACGGCACUUGGACGGAGAUGCCCAGGUGCGACCCUGCAAAAUGCCAACAUCUGCCCAGAGCCCCCAGACAUGGCAUGGUCUCCGCCCCAGACAUGAACCACGGCAUGAAAGCCAAGUUCCGCUGCAAAGACGGCUACGAGCUGGUAGGCGAAGAGUUCGUGGAAUGUUUCUUCGGGAACUGGACUGGGGAACUACCCCAAUGCCACGAAGUGUUCUGCCCCUACCCGGGAGUGGUGGAGAAGGGCAAGAUUCUCCUAGUAGGCAACAUGGGGCUGUACGACUACAGAUCCUACGUGAAACGGGUGGCCAACAACAAGCAAAUCAUGUACGACUGCGAAAAGGGCUUUGUGGUGACGGAGGGCCCUUUGGGGGCCACGUGCGUCGGAGGCAAAUGGAGCCCGCAUGAGUUACCAAAAUGUUCUCCGGCGGAGCACCCGAAGGUGCGCUUCAAUAGACGGAGGCGACGAUCGAUCGAGAUCGAAGAACUGAAGAGAGCGUUCAUCAGGAACCCACAAAGUCUAUGCAAAAAAUGGGAGAAGAGAUACGACCGAUUCGACAUCCAAACGCGAUUUCAGAAGUUGAAAAAUAUGGUGUUUGGGGGGCUUUCGACGCGCAAAAGGGACACCAACUGGGCAAGUCUCAAUUAUAAAGCCGUUCAACCGAGUGUUGAACGCCAGCAGUAUUUAUGCCAAGGGGAUUCGCAACCGGAUUUUCCCUUCAAAGCUCCGGCUGUAGGGAAUUUGUCCGACUGGAUCCAGUAUUUGUCGUUGGAAAGCCUCGACCCAAUGGACAGUGAAGUCGAUAAUGGCUGGAACGUUCCACACAGCCGCAAACCUCGAAACGCUUACUUUGACUGGCCAACUGGUCUCAAUCAAAGAUCAGAAACCCAUUUCAGGCUCAAACGCGCCCUCAAAGGGGGCGGCUCCAGCAGGGCGGUCGGAUCUAUCCAUAAAAGCUCUGGAUCCCAAAUAAGUCGCAGACGCGACAACAAAGGACGAGCUGAAGAAUUUGAAGAACUUCCCGAUCCUGACAACGACUUGACGACGAAGAAACCCAAAGGGCCUCAUAAUAAAACCCGUGGAGGUCCAUGCGAGCCGCUACAAGAGGAAAUCUAUGUUAACAUUGAGUUUCUCAAACACGGCAAAGACCAAAAUUCCACUUAUGGAUCGGGCUCCGUAGUGCGCCUGGCUUGUGGCAAAGGCUACGUGUUGAACAUGGCGGAGAAUAAAACCGCCAAAUGCGUCCGAGGAAAGUGGAAACCCAACAAGCCUAUGUGCAUUAUCAUCCCCUGCUAUGUUCCUGAGAGUGUUUUUGGGGUCUACAAGCUGACCAAGCAGGAAAAGAACGAUACCAUCGAUGUGGAUUCACCUCUGAACGGGAGCACGCCGGUCCUGAAUGGACAAGCGGUAGAAUUCAGCUGCGAGGAGGGCUACCAAGUGCAAGGCUCGAGCAACAUGCGGUGCUACCAUGGAGAAUGGCUGGUCACCACCUUUCCAGAAUGUUCCCCUGGUAUUAUUUACAACCCACCGAUCAAAUCUUGGAUUGAACACUCACUUCUUCAUUUAGGAAUGUUGUACAUCCAUGAGAAUUUCACCAACGCCCCCUCGAUGGACUUGGGACCGGAAAUUUUGGAAAUGCUCGUCCAACUGUUACUGGCCCAAGCCCGCGAAUGCCUGCUGGAAAAGCUGCAACUGCAGUCCGAAGAGAAUCGGACUAUAGACAUCUGCUUGGAUCUGGCCCAAGAGGCGGCCGAAUUGGCGGAAUGUUACGCCCAUGUGCACGAACUAAUUUCGCAUGAAUCUGUCCAUGAUUACGUCCCAUACAGCUGGAUAUCUCUAACGCAGGUGAAACGGGAGUACUAUACUGGGCUGGCGCAUUGCCAUGUUUCCUCGGGAGUCCUGCACAAGGACGCAGAAAAAAUGUCCAUUGCAACGAAGGAAACGCUUCAGUUCCUGCACGUGCAAAGCGAGAGCACUCCGAUAGACAUCCGAAACCCCAAAGACGAAGACGAAAGAAGACUGUUAGGGCGAGCGCAUUUAAGGGAAGCUUUAGUGCUGCAGGAAGAGUGCCAGCGGCUCCAUAGAAUGUGCAGGGAAUUGAAGGGCAAGCAUGCGCUAGCAGCCGUUUUGAGGAAUGCUCACAAAAAAGCAUUACAAGCCUACACCUCAACGGACACAGAGGACGACUUUAGCGACAUGCUGGACCCGCCUACAAUACAACGUUUCACAGAAAACUUCGUCUUGAUCAGAAAGUUCCAAAUCACAUACAGCGUUGUGUUUGUUUGCGUCUUUUAUCGCCUUGAAAUUAAUAUGUCCUAA